AUGGAAAAACGAACGGGAGAGUCUCCGAUGGACUUUGAGUGGCAGUCUCGUCCUCCGGGUGACGCCAGCUCGCCUUUCUACCAGAUUGGCAUGCAGCACCACGACAACAAGAAGCGCACCCACAGUGUCUUCGAUUCUCCCGGGAAGAAGCCGUUGCCAUCUCUCCGCCCUCCGAACUCACAGCCCUUCCUGUUCUCCCGGUCGAAUACCCAGCCCGAGUCGCAAGUUCCCCGGUCAGUCUUUGGCCAACCAGCAUUCACAAAGUCAGCCUUUACCACUCCACGCAAGUUCGACCCUGAUCUUUCUUCAGGGGCGGAGAACUUUUCCUCCCCCGACAAUGCGGAUAACGAAGAUACGCCGGAGCAGUCAAGCCCAAGGCGAAACUCUCUGUUCAACAUCUACGGACGGUUUGCGCCCAGCCCUGGCCGAGGCGAAAUUCCCCGGCUGAACAAUUAUUCGAAUGCGCUAGUACGGCGCGUCCAGAAGCGGCGGCGUCGUAACAAGGAGCUUGGACGGCACAUCCAGAUCGAUACAGAUGAUGACGAGAGUGACCGACCCAGCAGCCGUGAAGGUCGCACGGACAAAUCCCGGAACAAGGGCAAGCGGUCUGAAUCAAAAUCCUCUACAGCCCCAUCGUGGUGGACCAUGGCGUGGUGGUCAGAAUUCUUCAAACUGCUAGAGGAGCAUCCCAAUGUGCCCAGCAUCUUGUCGUGGUGGGCCCAGUUAUUGGUCAAUUUGGCAUUAUUUUCCCUUGCUCUUUAUGUGGUCUUUGCUUUCAUCUCGACAAUGCGCAGGGAAUUCAAUAUUGCAGCCGAUAACGCGUCUGCUGCAAUGAUAACAAGUAUGGGCGUUUGCGCCAACAACUUUCGCAUUAAUAACUGCGAGCUUCGACCACCCGAUUUGCAGCUGAAAUGCGAGCAAUGGUUGAAUUGUAUGAACCAAGAUCCAUCUCGGGUUGCCCAGGCCAAGGUGUCAGCACACGCGAUGGCCGAAAUAAUCAACAACUUUAUUGAACCUAUCAGUUGGAAAGCAAUUAUGUUUUUCCUCGCUUCCCUCGCUACUGUGACCGUCAUAAGCAACUGGACCUUCCGCUCUUUCAGAAAUCACCUCAGCCAAGAGGACUACGUUCGCCAUAAUUACCCACCAGCUCACCACUACUCUUCUAUGCACGCUACUCAGCCCCAGCUGCAGCACAAUCCCAGUCAUGGCUAUUUCGCUCCACAUGCUCCGCAGCAACUGCAGUCCAAUGGACACGCCGAGAAGAAUGAUGCCCCGUUGGCGCUGGAGGAUGUACCAUCAAUGGACUUUGUCACCGAGCGCACCCGCGACCGCGAGAGCCACCUUCGGACGCCGAGCCCGUCAAAACGACACCGUCAAUUUGCAUAG
Penicillium macrosclerotiorum is the source of this 1386-nucleotide messenger RNA. RefSeq names its product putative nuclear envelope protein Brr6. NCBI's taxonomy places the organism in Eukaryota, Fungi, Ascomycota, Eurotiomycetes, Eurotiales, Aspergillaceae. Gene Ontology annotation, cellular component: nuclear membrane; nuclear envelope. Bases 1 to 1386 code for a protein of 461 amino acids. The transcript is spliced from 3 exons. The record is from RefSeq and is a predicted model, not a curated record. Gene Ontology annotation, biological process: nuclear envelope organization; lipid homeostasis.